AUGUCAUGGAAGCAAGCGAAAGAAAAAUUGGCUACUCUUUUCACUAAUGAAGAUGAACGCGGAAAAAUCAAAGGUCUUCUUUUGAAUAAACCACUAGAAGAACGGUUAGAAUAUUUUGAGGAUGGAGAUAAGGAGGUGACUGCUGCUCUUAAAACGCUUUUACAAGAUUAUGUUAUAUUAAAUGAAGACUUUUUAGAACGACUUAGCAAAAAAAUAGCUGAAGAAUUAUGCAAAACCAAAACAAACAACUGA
Molecule: messenger RNA, 252 nt
Organism: Entrophospora sp. SA101
Lineage: Eukaryota; Fungi; Glomeromycota; Glomeromycetes; Entrophosporales; Entrophosporaceae
Source: the annotation of a GenBank genome assembly